AUGGAAGAAGAACUCUCUCGACUCCGCGCCGGGGUGGAUGACCGGAAAGACAAGACGCAGAAGCCCGCCGAUGAUAACCAGAUCCUCGCGAUGUACAUCGUCGCUGCUCAAGCCGCCACUCAAGCCACCGCCCGAGUGCACAGCGAAGAUCGAAGGCGCGACGACGAAAGAUUCAACCGCAUUAUAGACGGAUUCAAUUGCAUGGUGGACGGUAUCAGUGGUCUUGCCGGUGAGAUUCGCGCAAUAUUGUCGAUCACGCGAGCCCGAUUGAUUCGCCAAUGCUCUAAAAAGGAGAGUAUAGCCCAACGGUUCGACUGGAUCACAAAUACCUUCUUGCACGCUCCGCUGACUGCGAUUGUGAUAAUUAAACUGUCUCCGGAUGUGAUUCUGUGUUCUUAG
Molecule: messenger RNA, 399 nt
Organism: Hyaloperonospora brassicae
Lineage: Eukaryota; Oomycota; Peronosporomycetes; Peronosporales; Peronosporaceae
Source: the annotation of a GenBank genome assembly